Liolophura sinensis is the source of this 3879-nucleotide messenger RNA. RefSeq lists its product as uncharacterized. Gene Ontology annotation, molecular function: channel activity. The transcript has 2 exons. Gene Ontology annotation, biological process: positive regulation of interleukin-1 production; monoatomic cation transport. Bases 754 to 2736 code for a protein of 660 amino acids. The record is from RefSeq and is a predicted model, not a curated record. NCBI's taxonomy places the organism in Eukaryota, Metazoa, Mollusca, Polyplacophora, Chitonida, Chitonidae.
GGCGCAUGACAAGGUUUAAGACGUUAAGCUGCUACAGCAGCUUGUAUAUGCCAUGACCCUCUUCGGUGUCAUGAAACUUUUUAGAGAUUGUAGUACUUCCAUCAAGUCAAGGUGUCAAGAUUUUGGAAGAUAGAAAACAGCUUUUUACUUCGUUUAUCUUCUUUUUCGGUGGCUAAGUGACUAAUGGGAAGGAAAACUUUAGUCAUUCCAUAGUGUACAUUUAUCUGAAACUGUUAGAUCACUUAGGAAACAAGGUUUGGCUGAAUUUACUCCUUCUUUCAUCUCCCGAGUGUGUGAGACUACUGGACCGAUGAGGAUAACAGGUGUCAGUUUCUAUACACGAAGGCAAUUUGAACAGCUGAACUAACUGCAAAAGACGAGAGAAAUCCAUUGGCUUUCCGGAGGUGAUUCCCGUCAUUAUUGUGUACUUGUUCUACAUAUAUUUUAAGGUAUCUUCCCAUCAAUGUGAUUUCGUGCUCUUCAAAACAAAUUCAAAACGGUACAUUGAAGUGAGCUUCAGAGAUAAUGUUUCUCUCAGUCGAAAAUCUCGGAAAGCUUGGUAAUGGCAUCAUAUUCAUUCAUUCAUUUAUUCUACAGUGAGCAAUUUCCGCUACCAGCGGUGUUGAGUUUCUUGUAUAUUUAGGAAACCUGGAAGCCCCUGAGCACUUAAGACAAUCCAAUGUCUACCAUCACAUCUGAACACAAUAUUAUCAUAGCAUCCUCAGUUCUCACACGCAGCUGCAUCGGUAUCAUAUGAUACCGACAACAACCAUUCUUCACACUUCUUCUCAACCUUCACCGUCAAUGGGGACCUUGUGUAGCCGUCGAGGACGGCAAGCCGAGCCAACCGCUGAGUUUUAUCCUGACAAAGUUGUCAAGUUUGCAGUGAUUGCCCCGGUCCUGUUGAUCGCACUGAUCGCACUGAUUGUCUUGUACGGAGUUGACAAAGUGAAAUGUUCUUCGAGGGAUCAGCCGAAUUAUGGUAACACGCUGUCAGAAGUGAACGACUACUGUUGGAACAAUCCUCGUCCGGCCAACUUGGACACCAGAUUGAACUACACUCUAGUGAAUGGCACUGCAUACUUCACCAAUCCUCCCGCUAAUGGCACCAAGGUCACAUAUAACGUCUGGGUGGAAGGAGCACCUCUUCACAGACACAAAAUCUUCCCAAUAUUACUUAUUUGCCAGUGCACUUGCCUCGCGAUCCCAUUGCUCAUCUGGCAUUGGUGUUUGGCAAGUGAAAUGCGAUCACACACAAAGGCCAUCAUAGAGCACGGCAACAUCCUCACCACUGCAUAUCACAAGUACGACAGAUCCCAGCUCAGGUCUGACGAAGCUUCCGUUCAUCGCCAGCUUGAUAAUUAUUUGGAAUACCUGAGCUACCUCUUGACGUGCAAAGCUCGUCGUCUGUAUACAAUGCACCUUAUCAAAUGGAUCGCCAUGUUGGUCAUCACUGUAGCAUGGUUAGGAGGCAAUCUCGGGAUGUUCUCGCCCGACUUCGUGAUCUUCCGAGACCGUUUCACUUGCCUCUAUGACAGCCGAAAUCAGAUUACAUAUAACUGCUACUUUCCUACCUCGAUUUUUCUACGGGUGGUCUGGUACAUCAACAUAAUCAUCCUCGCCAUUUUGAUCGUUUUAAUUCUGUUUCAUAUCAUCGUGGAUCUGUGUUUGCCUCGACGAUAUCAGGACACAUAUCUUCACAGAAGUAUACCUGGCGCCAUGGACUAUCGUUUGGCUCACUGCAUUCAGAGAAACUACAACUCCAGAUACUACUGGAUGCUUUCAAAACUCUGCGAUGAAAACGAACACCUUUGCAACGACCCAGGGUUGUCAAAGUCGCUGGCUAGGAAGUACGGCACCCAUGCUGGAGGGCACGGUGGAUACGGCGACAAGUCUGCCGUCUUCGCGCUUGGAGGGGGCGAAAAGCGAGCGUUUGUCAAACAAACGCAAGUGGAUCGUUUUCUGAAAGCCGCGGACAACCCAGAUAAAUCCUCUCCGAUCUGUGGUGGCUGCUGUGGCGGGGGUUGUCUCGGGGCAGGGUCGCCAGAAGACGGACAAGGUGCGCCGAAAGCAAGGAGAAACAGCAAGAUCACUGAUGCUGGACUCUCCAGAACCGGUCCUCCAGAGUCAGGCAUGGAUGACGAACUUUUGGACUAUUAUAUGGCCCAGAAACUGGGACGUGCAAACGGUGAACUGGCAUCGGAGAAACGCCGUCGAGACAGCAUCUCUAGUCGCCCCAAAGAUUACACACCCGACCAUCUCUACUUCCGUGAGUUGGUCCGCUACAACCAUCCUGACGGCUUGAAUCCUGAAUUUCCUGUAGACCAUCAUGCAUCGGCAGAUCAAAACAACCGCCAAGUAGUUCCCUAUCGGUCAUAUAAAUGGAGAGCCUCGCCUAGAAAGGUCGUCUUCCGAGUACCGCGGCGACCAAAGCUCAGGAACAAUAGGAGGCAGCGACGUCAAAGCACCGCUUCCAGACAUUCUGACGUCAUUAUUUUGGAGGAUCUCGAGGAGUACCCCAACUCAUCACCGAAUGACUCCGAGAAGCAGAUCUACGGUGGAGACUACGGGAAGCAUUACAGCCAACCAUACGGAGGGGCACUUUCCAGUCGUGUUCUAAUGCCAUACUACGACACACAAUCCGGGACGUAUAAAGAUCUUAACCCUUUGGCCUUUAAAAUCCGACAAAAAGUCCGUAAAACAAUGUCAAGAAACAUGAAAAUCUGGAAACCGUAGUCUGGAUUCGACAAUGUAGGCUACAGGUACAUCUUUCAAAGCAAAUGUUGAAGACUGUUGCCAAAGUCACGCCAUUCCACAUUUUUCGAAUAUCUUAAAAAGCCCUCGUGACAUAAUAGAUAUGGUCCAAGUAGCAGAUAGCAGAUAUUAUUUUUUUAAUGUUUGACUCUAGAGAAAAUGAUGCUUUGAGUUAGGACGACUCAUUUUACAAAAACGGCUUUGAAAAAGCACGUCCUGUGAUAUUCACCCUUGGUCCUGUACGGGUGUGCUCCUGCGUUCUUUUACACCCCACAUUAUCCGUGAAAUAUGCAAAUAUCUCCUAUUCACACCUCAAAUCUAUAAUUUUCAGUCCAGUGUGUACGUCCGAUGUGGGGAUUGUUUUGAUUGAGGAUUCAUGUGCAACGGAAUCCCUACUGGCCAUUAUUAUAGAACCUCUUUCAACUGGUAACAACUGCCGACAUCAAGGGUUUCAAAUUUGAAUGUAGAACUCUUUUACACAAUUUGUUCUAGAUGAUAUACAUAUAUACAUGAUAUGCAUAUUGGUUAUAUGUGGAAGAAGAGUCAACCAUGAAACCAAAGCUAUUUUACAAAAAAAGAAAAAAAAAGAAAAAGAGAACUGUUAGUGCUAUAUCUGUGAAAAAUGGAAUAGCUAUUAUUCUCGGCCGUUUUGGUCUGUUAGUGAAUGGCUUAUUGUCUGUGAUAUAUUGCAGGUAGUUUUUACUGUUUUUAAUAUUUAUUUCUAUGACAUUUACAUAUUUAAGCUUAUAUCAUUGGCUUGCCAACCUGUCUUAGUUAUUGUUAUGCAAACAUAAAAUGUGAUAUGGAUUUGUUAAUUGAUGUGUAUAGAUUAUAAAUGGCAGUAAUAUAAAGUAUUUAUCAUAUAGGUUACUCAUGGUUAAGAUACAGAACCGAUCUGUGAUGAAUAUUACCGACGGCUAUUUGUAAGCAUUGAUUUACAUUACCGAUGGCUGAGAUACAGAACCGUCCUGUGAUGAAUAUUAUCGACGGCUAUUUGUAAACAUUGAUUUACAUUACGGAUGGCUGAGAUACAGAACCGUCCAGUGAUGAGUAUUACCGACGGCUAUUGUAAGCAUUGAUUUACAUUACGGAUGGCUGAGAUACAGAACCGUCCUGUGAUGAAUA